Molecule: messenger RNA, 975 nt
Organism: Penicillium alfredii
Lineage: Eukaryota; Fungi; Ascomycota; Eurotiomycetes; Eurotiales; Aspergillaceae
Product: OSTA/TMEM184 family protein
Exons: 4
Biological process (GO): transport
Molecular function (GO): transporter activity
Source: RefSeq, a predicted model, not a curated record
CCUUAUUUUGAAGUGACGAAAUCAUCGAAGAUACUGACGGGCGUCGAUUCAAGAAUCAUGCGAAUCGCUACAUUAUUCCCCUUAUAUACGAUCUAUUCACUACUUUCAGUAUGUUUUCCCAACGCAUAUGUCUAUAUGUUUGGGUGGACAAAAGUUUUCCAAGGGGUUGCCCUGUAUUGGUUUCUCAUGUUGUUGUGCGACUUUGUCGUGCCAGACGACCAACACAGAAUUGAGUUCUUCGCAUCUUUGAGGAUUCAAAAGGGAUACAGCAGAACCAAAAUAACAGACGGGUUGUCGUGGUUGAAGUAUACCUGGUUUUUCGUUCUGCAGUAUCCCAUUGUCACAUUCAUCUUAGCCAUUGCUCAAAGUAUCACACAAGCCCUGGGAAUUUACUGCCUCGAGGGCCGCGAUGCCCGUUUUGGUCAUUUAUGGAUCACUGUCAUUGGAAUCAUAUCGCUUGGCAUGGCAAUGACAAAUAUCCUCAGGUUCCACAGCAACUUCAGAUCUUACAUGCAAGAACAAAAGCCAAUGAUGAAGCUCUUGGCAUUCAAGCUUAUUGUUGGUCUUGAAUUCUUAGAACAGAUUAUAUUUAUGGUUCUUGACUCCACGGGCACCCUCAAGCCUUCCGGUACCCUGAGCUAUGCAGACAUCAUCAUUGGCUUACCUACCCUGAUUAUCUGUCUGCAGGUGGUCCCAUUUGCAUUUGUCUUCUACCACGCCUAUUCCAUCAAGCCAUACACAAUAUUGAACGUUAAGCGUGAUAGCAAUUCUCAACAGUAUCUCGCUGUAGCCGACAGUGAGACCGGCGGCCCCCGCGUAAAGCGCUAUCAGGGUGGCCCCUUGGGGGCUUACGCUUGGCUUGCAUUGUUCAACCCGUUGGAGUUCUUCCGAAGCAUCAAAUCGACAUUUAAUAUGUUCCAUGGUUCCAGGAUGGAGCAGAAGAAGACCGGAAUAGACGUGAACUCUGGUAUGUAA